Molecule: messenger RNA, 4423 nt
Organism: Penicillium brasilianum
Lineage: Eukaryota; Fungi; Ascomycota; Eurotiomycetes; Eurotiales; Aspergillaceae
Source: the annotation of a GenBank genome assembly
CAGCAAAGCAACCUUCUUUUUUUUUUUUUUCCAAAUCUCAUUGCAUUGCUGGCCUAUAGACUUGUUGUCCUCGAUUCGGACGUUCAUAUAGAUAUAUUCUGUCAGGCUGCCGCUGCCUCGUCUCCAACAUCCGUUGCAAGCUUACCGCCCGCUGCUGCCCAGUGCGGUGGGCUCCCCGCUGUCUCUCCGCUAGCCACUCCCCAUCGACGAGACACCGUUCCAUCGCGGGGAGCCAAAGUUAUUUGCUGGAUCCGUAUGGGUGACUUGAUUCUGGGAGUUCCCGAGUCUCUUCCAUCUGUGAAAGAGCAACUUUUGCGUUGCGCGGUGCUGCGUCGAUAAAUCAAUCAUCAUGGUGCCUCCACAGCGGCCAGGCAAGACCGCUCCCCGGUUGGCGGAGGACAUUCGGCUAUACGAUCCUGUGCAUCUUCCAGGUACUGGCCUCAACCUAUUGUCACAGGUACCACCGGUACACCCAGAGGAUAGCGACAAGACCUCUGACUUUGUCUCGCCUCAUGCUUGUCGACACACAUAUGUAACCAAGGAGAACCAAACAUACCUGGCAAAGGCCGAGCAAAAACGAAGGCCGGGAACAUCGUCAAAGCUAUCGGCUAUCUGCUCGAAAUGUCGCUACCACUUGCAGGUGGUAGUGAAUUACACCACCGGUGGCAAUGCAUUCGCUCUGGCUAAGCCGACAGAUCACUUGCACCACCUUGUGUACAAAUCGGGUAGACAGCAGGGUAGUCAAAUGGCGGAAGAGGUGACUGAGAAAGGGCAGGUGGUAGAGACCUACCAUUACCAGUGCUCACAUCUCUCUUGCUCAGCAAUGGUCUCACUCCGAAUUAUGUCGCCUCUUAUCACUCUGCAUCGUUUGGAGCUACUGAGUAAUCCGGGUUUGAUUCGUGAACGAGCAGAAGAAGCAAUUGCGGCUCAACCAGAGCGACUCGAGGGCAUGGCCAUUCCGGCGCCUGUCACCGUCUUGGAUAACCUGCGCCUUUACCUCCACAACGCUCUUCACACCCAUGAGCGUAGUAAGGCAAUUUCGUCCGCUAAUAAGAGGUUCAUGCUAUCGUUCGGACUUGAGGGAACCGCAUGUAAAGACGUCUUGGAAUUCUUGGGGUUUUCGUAUGACGCUGAAGCUGGGAGCUGGCAGCCACCGUGCCCCAACCCUUGGACAGCAAAGCCCUACCAGGACGCAGAGCGGGUCUUCCUCGACGACAUCAUCCACGAACUACUUUGCUUGUUACAUCAGAGACCCGCUUCAGAAAAAAGAGGUGUCAACUUCCCCGUACUUCCCCCCUUGUCAACAAAUGACCUCUCUUAUGCACUGGAGGCCGACGAUUAUCCGAAAGCUGCACGUGCCCACGAAUUUGCGAUGCCGCCUGCUCCGUUCUAUGAGGAUCUCGGUGUCACCGAGGACAUGGCAGCCUCGGCGAUUAUUGAAGCAUACAAUCGACAAGUUUCGCUUGACCCGGGACGAGCGCCGCUGUAUUUGCAAUGUCUGAAAGCGAUUGCCACACUGCGAGGUGGAGAAGACUAUGAGAUUAUCGAGCCGGCUGUAGCACUCGCUUACUCCGAAGGCAAAUACACGGAUGAUGAUCUUGUUGACUCGUACAGAUACUUUGGGCUGUGGUAUAAUGAUUACAGUCUAGAUGCGGAUGCCAUCAUUGGAAAAUUCUACGCUUAUCUCAGUUCGACUUCGCCAGAGAGAGAGAACGAGACCCGCCGGCACCUGUGGCGAAUUGGUGCUAGCAGAAGCAGUGAGCGCAUCAAGGCCGUUUCUGAAGCCCGAGUCUCCACUGUUGAGCAGGCCCAAGUGUUCUUGGGUGUCGAGGAUAACACUCCGGAUGAUUUCAUCAUCACCAUGUACACUACAAAAAUCAACGAUAAUCCGUCAUGCAAAGAACUCGCCAAUCGCGCUCUCAAGCUUAUCGCCGAAAGCCGCAAUUCCAAUAUGCUGAAUCACUACCGGGCCACCGGGGAGACUCUUGCAGCAGAAAUGGAUAUCGGCGACGCCUACCGCUUGCUGCAGAUUCCAGAUCGCACUGCCGAUGACGGCGCCAUCAUGGCAGCCUACACGAUCUGCGUCGACGAGAACCCAGACCAAGCCGAGGUCUACAACCGCGCUUUGACGAUUAUUGCGAAAAAUAUGGAUAGUCCGAUGUUGCGUAACAUGGCUGGUAUCUCGAGCGAGCCAGAUCGCAACCUGUUGGAAUGGCCGGUCGGUCUGCAGAAUAUCGGCAACACAUGCUAUCUGAACAGUCUUCUCCAGUUCUAUUUCUCAGUUCGUCCAUUUCGCGACAUGGUCAUGCAUUUUGAGAAAUAUCAAAUGGAUGUGAAUGACGAAUCGAGUAUGGCUCGAAAGCAGGUCGGCUCACGCAAAGUGGCCAAGAAGGAAGUAGAGCGGUCACUCAAAUUUCUUGGUGAGCUCCGCGGUUUAUUUGACAGUAUGAUCACGUCGACACAGUCUUCGGUCACUCCCGGCCAAGAGCUGGCUCGUCUGACUUUGAUCAGCCCGGGAGGCGAAGCUGCAAUCCGUCGAAGGUCAACCUUUUCGAAAUCUCAGACGCUCGGCGACGUCGACGGAAGACCUAUUUUGGGGCCUCUUGGACCUCCUCGCCCGAUUGCUGAAGAGCAAAGCGAAGAGCAAAUCGUUCCACAAAACGGAACACCGGUCUCAAAGGCCUCUAAUCCCAGUGAUAUCGGCAGCGAUGCUACACUCGUUUCGGAGGCAAUUCCCAUCGCAGCAUCUGCGCAGGAGGAUAGAACGGGUGGCCCACUUUCUCCGCCAGCAUCAGAUACCGAUGGGGAUGCAUUCGAGAAAGCCCCCACCCCACUGUCUCCCGAACCUCCUGGCAACCCGCCACCGGUACCUCCACGUCCGAUCCCGGAAGUCGAUCGCCAGAAGCAGUUGAUUGAAGAGGUGGAGAUUGGUGCUCAGCAAGACGUCACGGAAGUGAUCAACAAUGUUCUCUUCCAGAGCCAGUGUGCUAUUAAGCCGCUGAGAAUUGACAGUGAUGGGGAACAGGUCGAUCAAAUCAAAGACCUCUUCUAUGGUCGAACCCGAUCUUAUAUCACCACUGCUGGAGGUACCCGAUCCAAAGAGGAACGGUGGUGCGAUAUCAAGGUCGAUGUAGCGGGCGGGUCGCGUGAUAUCUACGCAGCCAUUGAUGGCGCGUUCGAUGUGCAAAAGAUCAGCGUUGAAAACGGAGAGGCUGAACAGUACGGAGCUAUCACCACUAUUCCUCCGAUCCUGCAAAUUCAGGUGCAGCGUGUUCAAUUCGAUCCGGUGAAGAAGAGCUCUUUCAAAUCCACCCACCACCUGGACUUGCUGCAGAACAUCUACCUUGACCGGUACAUGGAUACCACUAAGCCGGAGAUUAUGAAUCGUCGCUAUCAGUGUUGGGAAUGGAAGAGCAAGCUCAAGUUGCUCGAAGCUCGUCGAGCGGAGCUGUUACGAAAGCAGGAGGAUGAUCAUCUUGAGAUGACUGAGCUUUUCCGUCACACUAAAACUGUACUUGAGGAUGUUGCAGCUAUUGAGGGCGAUAGCAGUCUGGACAUCAAAGCGGAGCUUCUCAAUGAGCUUGACCAGCUCUGCCAAACCGUGCAAAGCGAGCUCCAAUCCGUCGAUCAAGACAUCCAGAACAUUCACGACAUGCUUUCCAAGCAAUUCUCCGAGUUCACCAAGCUUCCAUACCGAUUGUACGCCGUCUUCGUGCACCACGGUUCCGUCUCGUUUGGGCACUACUGGAUCUACAUCCACGACUUCCGCAAGGACGUCUGGCGCAAGUACAAUGAUGAAUAUGUGACCGAGGUCCAGAACCUGGACGAAAUCUUCAAGAAUACCGACACCAAAAACCCACCUACUCCCUACUUCCUCGUCUACAUCAAUGACACGAUGAAAGAUCGCCUCGUUGAUCCUGUCUGUCGCGACAUUCCCGAAUGGCAGACUGACGCGGUGACUGAGGACACCGAGGAAAUCACUGCUAUGGAGGACAUUCAGUCGCCAGGCAUUACUGAAGAUGUUGACAUGGAACCACCAUCCUAUCAAGAAGCAUCGACAGAUCAGGCCACGUUGACCACCGAAUCACCUUGGCCUACAGCCACGGAGGAGAAGCAGGCCUACCAACAUUGACACUCUGAAGAAAGACGAAUCGCAAUGCUGGAAACUCGUACUGUUUGUUCCACGAAGACAGGAGGCUGCAUUCCCCAAGGCGAGUAUGUACGGCCUUUCCCGAACUUUCCACGCUGAUACCCGUCGGCGAUUUCACGGCGCUUCACUCCACCGUUCUAUUCUUCCUUCCGUCUCAUCCUGCCACACCCGUGCUAUGUCUUUUGAUAUUCUUGCAUGAGCGAGAGGAACAAUUUCUGUCAGUGUACAUAAGCAGAAGAUACCAUGAAUGACCGAUCAUGUUGAUGAUAUUUG